Messenger RNA from Camellia sinensis, 333 nucleotides. NCBI's taxonomy places the organism in Eukaryota, Viridiplantae, Streptophyta, Magnoliopsida, Ericales, Theaceae. The record is from RefSeq and is a predicted model, not a curated record.
AUGGGAAAUAACAAUUACUGUGAUGUUAUUGGUAUUGGAACUAUAAAGAUCAUGAUACUUGGGCAAAAAAACCUCUACUUGAUUGACGUAUUAUAUUCACCCACCAUGAGGCGCAACCUUAUCUCAGUCUCUUGUUUGGAUGAAAAGGGUUUUGAGGUGCACUUCCAUUCUGGAAUAGUGUCUGUUGGAAGACAUGGUAGGAUUCUUAUGUGGGGUAGUAAGGUUGAUGGUUUGUAUCGCUUGAACGUUGUUUCUAGUGUUAACAAUAAUGCAUUUGCUAGUUAUUCUGCUUAUAUUGAUUCUUCUUUGUAUGUUAAUGAUCCUUAUAUUUAG